UCUUCCCCGGACGUCCUGCAGCUGCACUGCAAGAUCAAGAAGAUCCAGGUGGUGAGGCGCUUCAGUCAGACUGUGGAGGAGAGGCUGGUGGUGGAGCCGCUCCCUCGGGCCAACGUCUUAAUCAACUUCUCCAGAGCGGACCACACCACCCAGCUGCGCCAUGGGGACCUGCUCUCCUUUGGUGCCCACUACAUAUUCCUCUACAAGGACCCCGUGAGUGCCAAGCCUCUUCCAACACAGACACUCAGCAGGCUUAAAAUCCUCUUCCAGUUGCCCGAGCCUGAACUGGACCUGGCGGUCCCCCUGGCUUGCAAAAUGUGUGGCAGCGUUAUCAAGGAGAAGCAGCCACAGCAGCAGCAGCAGCCUGCCCGCAGAAGUUUCAAGCCCCAUCUAAUGAAACGCAAAAGCCUGCAGAGAAAGAAGCUGCACCUGGACUUCGAGGAAGCCCAGGAGGACGAGUUGAUCGGGAGAAUAGUGUCCCUCAUCGAGCCAGGUGGGGAUGACCACAAGCUGACUCCAGCGUACCUGCUUUGCCUGUGCAUCAAGCACUCAGCCGCAGCCUUUGAGGCAGGAAGCUUUGGGAAGCUUCUUCUAAAGAUUGUGAAAAGGAUACAGUCUAUAGCUUGGGAGAAGACUAAAGAGCUGGCAGAGAAACAUGCUCAGCACCAGGAUGCAGCCUCCCUGUCCCUACUGAGUGUCGCAGACCUGGUCCCAGACCUGCAGCUCAUCCUGUUCUGGAUGUCCAACUCCAUCGAGAUCCUCUACUACAUCCAGCAGAAGACCCCAGGCUUCCUGCAGGGCAUGGAGCAGCAGGCUGUGAAAGGUUCUAAAGUAUCCCUGCUCUCCACUGCCAUAUCAGCCAACGAGGAAGCCAUGACUAUCUUAGAGGAAGUGAUCAUGUACACCUUCCAGCAGUGUGUGUAUUAUAUCACCAAGUCAUUGUACGUCUCCCUGCCCGGCUUGCUGGAAUGUAACCCUUUUCAGGCUGAGAACAGUGACCCCUGCUGGCGAGGAGGCUCCCCUGCGCUCCCAGAGCCUGUCCGCAAGGUUGUUCUGAUCUACCAGACCACUCUGGACCUGCUGCAGCAGUACCAGGUGCACUCUGAGAUCCAGUCCCAGAUGUUUGCUUACCUCUUCUUCUUCACCAACGUCUCCCUCUUCAACCAGCUCCUAGACAAAGGUCCGCUGCGGGGGUGGUUCCACUGGUCUCGGGGCGUGCAGAUCCAGGGCAGUCUUCGUCUGUUGCUGGAGUGGGCUGGGAACGCUGGUCUCGGUCACCUGGCCGAGGAGUUCUUCUCCAAGUUCUCCAGCGCUGUGAGCCUGCUGGCCACACCGACCCUGCAGCUCGUGCAGAUGACCUGGAAGUCUCUCUGCAAUGAUUACCCAGCUCUCAAACCGGCCCAGCUGCACCACCUCCUGACUAAGUACCAGCUGGCUCCAGAUGCAGGGCCCAUCCUGGCCUGGCAGCCCAGCCCAGAGGAGGAGGCACAGAUCUACAGGACAGUGGAUCUUGUGGAGAGUUUUGAGAACCACCCCCCCAUUGUCCUGCCCAGCAGUGGAUUCCAAGUGGACUUUGAGUCGGACACUGUGGAUGACAACAUCUACAGACAGCUGCUCUACGUGCGCCACUUUCUGUGGAGCCUGAGAGCAAAGUCCCCCUCCUCCAACGGCAGCAUAGAUUCCCAGGAGCUACAGAGGGAGCCACCGUUAUCUCAUAGUAGCCCAAGGCCAGCAGCUCCAGUAGGUCACAGCACCCCAAGCAGCCACCAUUACUCUGGCAGCCCCCUGGAGACACAGCCAGACGGGAGGGUCUCGGUCUUGUCCAAUCUCAGCAGCGGUCCUAGAUAUGGUCCGUGUGAGGAAGACAGACUCAAAGAGAAGCUGAAUCACGUUCUGCUGCAGGGCAGCCUGGGGAGGAACAGCUCCUUCCUGCAGAGCCUGCUGACUCCUCCCAACACACUCCUCUACACUGACCUCAGCCAGCAGGACAGCACGCUGCUCAACAGAGGGGGCAGGACUAUCCAUGACGUCAAUAAAGGACUGAACAGCUUCACUGUCAAUGGAGUGGAAGGCAACAGCAAUGGGGUUAUUGACUUCCCCACCCCUGUCUCCUCCAGUCUCAGUUCAGCAGCUGAUGAUUUCUGUUACGUGUUUAUAGUUGAGCUGGACAAGGGACCCUUCGGACUUGGAAUGGGGCUGAUUGAUGGUCUGCACACACCCCUCAAUGCCCCUGGUAUCUAUAUCCGAACGCUGAUCCCUGACGGGCCGGCUGCUUCAGACAGUAGGCUCAACAUUGGAGACAGGAUCUUAGCUGUGAACGGAACCAGCCUGAUUGGAGCAGACUACCAGAGCGCUGUGGAUCUGAUCCGUGUGGGAGGCGGGAGGCUCCGUUUCCUCGUCGCCAAGUCUGACAUGGAAAUCUCGGAGAAAAUCAGUGCAUCGUCAUGUUAAAAGGAUAACCCUACUAUAAUCCACCACUGUCCCCUACAGCUAAUCUGGGAGAGUGGGCAAGGAACAAAACGCUGCUUCUGCACAUUCAAUGGCAUUAUACAUCUGAGAAGUACAAACUGUUACUUAAGAUUUAAGAUGAAGUAAUAUA
This is a messenger RNA of Polyodon spathula (Mississippi paddlefish), 2599 nucleotides long. Its product is annotated as ras-associating and dilute domain-containing protein-like. The record is from RefSeq and is a predicted model, not a curated record. Gene Ontology annotation, biological process: neural crest cell migration; substrate adhesion-dependent cell spreading. Gene Ontology annotation, molecular function: GTPase binding. Gene Ontology annotation, cellular component: microtubule. The annotation marks the transcript as partial. Lineage: Eukaryota; Metazoa; Chordata; Actinopteri; Acipenseriformes; Polyodontidae. The transcript is spliced from 12 exons.